This is a messenger RNA of Gambusia affinis (western mosquitofish), 2012 nucleotides long. It is a transcript of the gene pard6a, whose product is annotated as par-6 family cell polarity regulator alpha. Lineage: Eukaryota; Metazoa; Chordata; Actinopteri; Cyprinodontiformes; Poeciliidae. The record is from RefSeq and is a predicted model, not a curated record. Gene Ontology annotation, biological process: centrosome cycle; establishment or maintenance of cell polarity; regulation of cellular localization. The transcript has 6 exons. Gene Ontology annotation, molecular function: protein kinase C binding. Gene Ontology annotation, cellular component: cell cortex; nucleus; apical plasma membrane. Bases 422 to 1639 code for a protein of 405 amino acids.
UGGCCCUGGGUGGGGGUUGGGGACAGUGGGGCAACUGGCACCUCACGUCCCAUACCGGAUCUACUAGACUCCACCUGUCAGGAUGACUGCUUCUCUUUCUUUUUUGCAUGCGCGUGCAUGUGCACGUGCGCACGAGCGAGUGUGUGAGUGUUGUGGGGGAAUAACACUGGCGCGUGCUGACUCAGGACGAAAUGCGACGCAGCAGCUAAUCGCGGCUGAUUUCUGCUUCUGAUUUUAACCCAGACUAACAGGAACACGGAACACUACCUCAGGUGAAGGGACUGCUCUUUUCACGGAGUCAACUCUGCUUAGCAUUCCGUUUUCUUCUAUUCGCAGUCACACAGGAGGAAGCGCAUAUCCCAGCUCUAGUGGAUGUUUUUUAUCUGCAGUGCCUCAGCCGAGCGGAGAACCGAGGAGCAGAAUGUCAAGACUGUCACAGCAGCAGCACCGGACGCCCAUAAGACAUAUUGAUAACACGGUGGAGGUCAAGAGCAAAUUUGAGGCAGAGUACCGUCGCUUUGGUCUGAAGAGGAAUGGAUUUGGUGGCUUCCAAGAGUUCUACCACCUCCUCCAAAACAUCCAUCACAUCCACGGUGUGGAGGUGCUGCUGGAAUACGCUGACAUCCAUGGAGAUCUCCUCCCAAUCAACAAUGAUGAAAACUUCCACAAAGCUGUUUCUUCAGCCAAUCCCGUACUGCGGAUUAUUAUAACAAAGAAAGAGGGCGACUCCAUUGUUUACACCACCAACUCUCUCCAGAGACGCAGGAAAGGACUGGGCUUAACAGGCCUGCGCCCAGCUGGCUCAGGAUCCAUCCACUCAAAGAACAAAUCGGGCCUCAUGAUUGGCCCUCCACAGGACUUCAGACAGAUCUCAUCCAUUAUUGACGUGGACAUUUUACCUGAGUCAUAUAGGCGAGUUCGACUGCACAAGUAUGGCUCCAAAAAGCCUUUGGGAUUCUACAUCCGGGACGGGGUGAGCGUGCGGGUGACACCGCAGGGUGUAGAGAAGGUUCCAGGGGUCUUCAUAUCUCGCUUGGUGCGGGGUGGGCUCGCAGAGAGCACAGGAUUACUGGCUGUUAAUGAUGAAAUCCUCGAAGUCAACGGCAUCGAUUUAACAGGAAAAUCUUUAGAUCAGGUCACAGACAUGAUGGUGGCUAACAGUCACAACUUGAUAGUGACUGUGAAACCAGCUAACCAGAGGAACAAUGUUGCACCUCGUGGGAGUAAAAACUCCAUGGGUCACUCUGGUUCUGUGGGCUCGGGUGGCUCCAUAGGCUCUGCACUGUCACAUGACUCCCCAAGUCCUGCCUCUCAGAGCAACCCUAUCACUGCAAGCAGCACCGCUGAGGGAGACAGUUACGAGGAAGAUGACGAUGGUGAUGUCAUUCUGGAGAAUGACUGCCUGUCGCCCAAUAAAUACUAUCCAGUCACCAACAGCAACAGCAGCACUCUGAACAGGGACUCUCCUCAUAAAGGGCAACACAGCGCGAUCCCACAGAGCGUGUCCAUGCCAAACAGCCUCGGCACCUUGCUGAGCCACAGCUCCACCAUGAUGUCCCAUCACAACGGCGGCUCCGCACACUCAGUCAGCAGCAGCCAGGAGAGCAUGAAAGAAGAUGGCAACGUAAUAACACUGUGACACAUGUAACCACGGCAACAACUUCUGACAAUGGAACAAUUAAGACAUGAUGUUUUAAACUUGAGAUCUGAUAAGAAGACCAGUUGCACCGUUACUUUUAAAGGUUCCCCCUUUUAGACCAGAGACAUUGUUGAGAACAGCGCCGGCGUUCUGGACUCGCCGUCGCUUUCCAGAGAACAGAACCAGAAUGACGGGUUACACGGAGCUGGGCUUCUCUAGGAAGCGUCAUUAUCAGCUUCUGUAAGCAAAGAGUAAUUAUGUAUUCUUUUAUUAUAGUGAAGUAAUUAUGGAAAUUAUUUUAAUGAUAUUUUGAACUGCUGUCUGUGAAAGAGAACAGAAGAACUGCAAACAAUAAACCAGUUUUAGCACCUAC